Molecule: messenger RNA, 720 nt
Organism: Calliphora vicina (urban bluebottle blowfly)
Lineage: Eukaryota; Metazoa; Arthropoda; Insecta; Diptera; Calliphoridae
Product: syntaxin-4-like
Exons: 5
Coding region: 12-608 (198 amino acids)
Biological process (GO): vesicle-mediated transport; vesicle fusion; intracellular protein transport
Cellular component (GO): endomembrane system; membrane; SNARE complex
Molecular function (GO): SNARE binding; SNAP receptor activity
Source: RefSeq, a predicted model, not a curated record
AUACCUUACAAAUGGGCAACCUUUUAAUGAACAAAUUUCAAUUAAUUCGCACAACUUUGCCAUCGGAAAACGAUUACAGCACUCUAGGUCGUAUGCAACGUUCAAUGUAUUGUGGUUUCUUUGAGAACUAUGUGAUAAUGUGGAGUAAAAAUAAUGAGUUUUUCCAUGACUAUGAGCAGAAUUUAAAGAAAAAUCUAAUAAUGCAAUCGAAAAUAUUAAAUUGUGAUCUAACUGAGGAGGAAAUUGACACUCUAAUAUCUCAUAAAGUUACCACUUUAUAUGUCGGCAAUAUCUUAGAAACCGAACAAGCCCGCAAAACUUUGCAUGCUCUUAAGGAACGCUUGGAUGAAUUACAGAAAUUGGAAAAAUCUAUUGAAGAAGUUCAUUCCUUGUUCAUACGUCUUCAAAUUCUAAUAGCAGAUCAGGGUGUUCUAACACAACGCAUAGAAAAUCAUUUUAAUGAUUCUCGUGAUCAUGUGAAAGUGGCGGCCCAGGAGUUAAAACAAGCCGAAAAACUAAAAAAUAAAAAUCGAAAAAACAAGAUAAUUUUAAUAGUAUUGGGAAUAUUUGCCGUAACAUCGUUAAUAAUACCUAGAAAGAAAAAAUAAAUGCCGGAUAUAUACAAUUAUUUUAAUAUAAGUUUAAGAGAAAUUGUAAGAUCAAACCCAUAAGCGUGUAAAUUUUGAAAAAUAAAUUUGUAUUAAAAAAUCUUAAAGAUAA